This is a messenger RNA of Verticillium alfalfae VaMs.102, 567 nucleotides long. RefSeq lists its product as hypothetical. The transcript is spliced from 2 exons. Gene Ontology annotation, molecular function: magnesium ion binding; phosphoacetylglucosamine mutase activity. NCBI's taxonomy places the organism in Eukaryota, Fungi, Ascomycota, Sordariomycetes, Glomerellales, Plectosphaerellaceae. Bases 1 to 567 code for a protein of 188 amino acids. The record is from RefSeq and is a predicted model, not a curated record. Gene Ontology annotation, biological process: UDP-N-acetylglucosamine biosynthetic process; carbohydrate metabolic process.
AUGGACGCAAAGUUCCUCGCCGCUUCCCAGAAGCACCCCAUCGUCGAGGGCCAUACCUUCAAGUAUGGCACUGCGGGGUUUCGCAUGAACUCUGACCUCCUCGAUGGCGUGACCUUCCGUGUCGGUCUGCUCGCCGGCCUUCGCAGCCGCAAGCUUGGUGCCACCAUUGGCGUCAUGGUCACGGCGAGUCACAACCCGGCCGAGGACAACGGCGUCAAGGUCGUGGACCCCCAGGGUGACAUGCUCGAGCAGGACUGGGAGGCCCAUGCUACGCAGCUCGUCAACAGCAAGUCACACGAGGCCCUGCUCGAAACAUACAAGGAGCUCGCCGCCAAGCUCAAGAUCGACCUCUCCGCCACGGGCCGCGUUGUCUUUGGUCGUGACACCCGUCCCUCCGGCCACAAGCUUGCCAUUGCGCUGGCCGACUCGCUCGACGCCACCGACAUCCAAAGUGUCGACAGUGUCGCUCUCACUUUCGCUGUCGUGGAAAUCGCGAGGGAGAACAAGUCUCGUUGGUUCAAGGUCCAUGUCGGGCAUGAUAGUCAGGGGCGUCUGGGAGCGAGAUGA